CCGCGAUCCAACCCACCAGCUUGCCCAACCCAUGGCGAAGAGGUUGAGGGAUUUGAAGGAGAAACCGCCCAAGAAGAAGACCAAGGCGUCGAAGGCGUCCGAUGAUGUGGAGCGCGGCUUUCUGGUCACCGGCCCGACUUGCCAAGAAGCCUUGCGAGGUCUAAAAGACUUGCGCUUGCACCUGGAAGUGGAGGCAGAGGAAAGGAAAGACACACAGUCUGAUCACAGGAAUUCAGAAGGGGUUUCUGUGUGCCACAGUUUAGAUGUUGAACUUGCAGAAUUACACAGCCAGAGGCGGUUUCUGACGGUGGGCAUGGUGUGUAAACAGGUGGCUUUCCUAAGGGCGCAACAUGUUGACGACAUUCCAUCAAGGUUGUUGUCUCGAUUCCUGGUGCCUGGCCGCGACAGAUUUGUAUCCCGCUUUGCAGAUCGCGCGCAGCUCCGGUGCGACGCGCUUUGGGCCGAAGGAUCCGUGCAGCGCUGGAACGCGCCUCUUCCAACAACCUCCAUGCAAAGCGGGAGGGUUCUUCCUGUUGAUAUGUCAUCGCAGCCAAGAUCUGAACGUUUCAGCCGUCUUGCGCAAGAUGUUCUGGCUUCUCAUGCCGGACGUCCGUGGCGGCUUCUGUAUGAGCCGUUCCGCGGUGGAUGGAACACUAUUUCUAAGGAGGAUGCCUUUGAAGUAUGCAGAAACAUUCUUGGCGCAGAUCGUCAAUCCGUUGCAGAUCCAGAAAUCACGGUGGUUUGCACUGUGCAACCCAGAUUUGUUGGCUUGGCCGUAGUGACUUUUGACGUGGACUAUUUGCGAGUAGAGGAUGAGAUAGGAUGAGAGACGGAUGAACAUCGCGAAAAGAA
Messenger RNA from Durusdinium trenchii, 852 nucleotides. The record is from the annotation of a GenBank genome assembly. NCBI's taxonomy places the organism in Eukaryota, Dinophyceae, Suessiales, Symbiodiniaceae.